AUGGAGCCCUAUAAACCCGAGCCCGAGCUCCAGCGGUUUUACCACCGAUUGCUGCGUCCGCUGUCGCUCUUCCCCGGCAGGGCGACGGGCACAGAGUCGCAGAAGCACCUCCCGCAGGAGGUCCCGAUGCUGCUGCCCCAGCCGGUCUCACGGCUGACGGUGGAGUCGCUCUGCCGCCAGGUAGCUGAACGGCUGGCCAGCAGCGGGCUGGAGGCGCGCGCGCCUUCCGAGGUGCGACUCCGUUUCACCCAAGUCAUUCUGGAUGAGCUAAAGUGCAGCUGGCAGGAGCCUCCCACCGAACCUAGUCUGAGCCACUUGAACAAUCUGAGGCUGCGGAAGCGGCUCCAGGUCUAUAUGCUGCUCAGCAGCGAGCAGCUCUUCAUACGCUAUCUGCACCUUCAGAAGAUCAUGUCGACCGCCGCAGGUGUCUUCACUGAAUCAUCCACUCUCACCCGGUUGGCCGCCCGCCUCGCCAGGGACUGCACAGUCCUCCUCACCAGCCCCGAGGUCUACCGUAGCCUGCUUGCUGACUUCCGCGCCCUAGAGCAGGCCCAAGCCUGCGUGCCCAGGCUGCGCCCCGUCGGCCCCGCUGGGGCUUUCAAGCUCUGCCCUAUCCCGUGGCAUCACAGCACUGGCUUCGCCCAAGUGCCAUAUUUCAACCUCAAUCUGAACUACCUCAUCCAACUCAGCCGCCCUAGAGAUUUUGUCGAUGAGUCUGAACUGGAUCCAGUGAAGGAACUGAAGUCCAUUCCCCAGCUGAAGAAGAAAAAGCUUCUCCGCUGGCUGCCCUCCAUGCAGAAGAGAGAAAGCAACUUCAAUUCACAGAUUGCGGCACAGCCUACGUACUCUGUGACUCCCGCUAGCCCGGCUCCUUCCUCCUCCCACUUGCCCCUCUACUCCCAGCUCCGGAGAGGCCAGUCCAUGCCCUCUCUGCGUGAGGGCUGGAAGCUCGAAGAUGAGUUGGGCCUUCCUCCGCUCUCUCCACGCCCCUUAACCCCACUGGUCCUGGUUGCAGAGAGCAAACCAGAGUUGGCAAGGGACACAGUGGCUGAAGACCUGAAGCAGAUGAUGAAGAACAUGAAACUGGAGUGCACUCGCUACUCACCGCUGGACUCAGGCCUGCCCCUGCUCCUGGCGGCCCUGACCCACCACCCAGCUACAGCACAUCACAUGGAAGAGCUACAGAGAAUGUUGAAGGACCUCGAGGAGAGUGAAGCUGCUGGGCAGUGGGACCUCCAGCCCCCCAGAUGCCCUCCACUUCAGCCACAGCCAGUGACAGUUCCUCUGAAGCUAAGAAAUAAGGUCGUGGUCCAGACAGCUGCUGUGCAGGUCUCAGAGAGAAAUUUUUUGGACUCCUUUCAUGUCGAGGGGGCUGGAGUUCUAUACAACCACCUGACUGGUGAACUAGAACCCAAACUCAUUAAGGAAAUGGAUAUUGAUCGCUCUGUUGGCAGUAACAUCCAGGAGGUCUACAAGGAGCUAAUGAGCCAUGUCUCUAAUAAGCACUUCUCUUUUGACCAGGGACCCCUGGUUGAGCCUGCAGCCGAUAAAGACUGGUCGACCUUCCUGUCCUCAGCCUUUCUAUGUCAAGAAAAACAGCAUCGUAUCAUCAACCCCAAGCUGGCUGGACUUUAUUUCCAGAGAGAAAACCCUUUACAGUCCAACCCUGAUAGGAUGUCCUCCCUCACAUCAUCCCAAGGAAGCAAAAGCUGGGAGAGGCGGCCUAAGAAGACCUCAUGGAUGAACUGGUGGGAAACCACUUUGUCUGUGGGUGACUACUUCAAGUACCUCAUCAACCAGGAGACAGAUUUCCUCCAUGUCAUCUUCCAAAUGUAUGAAGAGGAGGUGCCUGUGGAGAUCGUGGCCCCUGUCAGAGAGUCCCUAAAGAUUCAGCGCCCACCUCCCUUGCUAGAAGACGAUGAGCCAGACUUUGUGCCAGGAGAGUGGGAUUGGAACACGGUGCUGGGACACAGGCUAGGAACUAAGAGGAGCCACCUCCUGGAAGAAUCUCACAAAAUCCUGAGCCUGCAGAAGCGUCUGGAGCGGCUGUGGUCCAUGCUUGAGGUCCCCAACAAGGACCGGCUGGACAUGGCCAUCAAGUACAGCUCCAAUGCCCAUCUGAGGCAGCUACCUUUCUUGGUGAGUGCCUGGGAGCGGGCCUUGCAGCCCAUUCAGCUGCGAGAGAUAAUGCUGGGGAGACUAGAGUGGUUUGAGCGACAAGCCUCUGACCCUAACCGCUUCUUCCAAAAGACUGACAUGGGCCUGAGUCGCUUCCUGGAGGAGAAUCAGAUCCGCAGUCAUCUACACAGGAAGCUCAAUCUGGUGGAGGCUCCUUUGAUUCCCCUCCUGGAGGAGAUUGAGUUAAUCUUUGGGGAGCCAGUGACCUUCAAGGGGCGGCGGUACCUGGACAAGAUGAAACGUGACAAAGUAGAGAUGCUGUACUGGCUGCAGCAGCGGCGGCGGGUCCACCACCUUGUCCGGGCCCAGAAGGUCUCCCAUCAGGCCUCCCUGUCCGGGAAGCCCAGCAGCCAGCCUUUGAUAGUUCCUGGGAAUACUCCCAUUACUCUCUGACCAGGCCAAGUGCCCUCAGACCCCUCCCUCACCCCCACACACCCAGCAACUCAUCCAGACCUUUUGACUGCUUUGAAAGAAGAAAUAUCUGGCUAUGCAGGAUUCAGGAGAAUUGUGCUUCCAACUCCCAGGAGACUGAAAUUAAACUUUGUUUGGACCAUGAAGUUCUCAUAAAAAUUCCCCAAGCCCCUUAUUCCCAUUUAUGUCAAGCCACACACAAUACAGCCAAAAUCUCAUAUACCAGAAGAACUGAGACCAUUCCCUGAAGCUCAUUGUCAUGGGAAGUGUCAGCCAGGUGGAAACCAUCCCCUUUGAAACACCUCAGUUUAGCGUUUCCAUCACACUACAUUAGAUGGGCUGAUUAGAGCCCCAGACCAGGAGGCUCUGUGGCAUACUGUCUAAGAGCUAGUGUUCUGGAGUUCAGAGAUGUAGAUUUAAAU
Vicugna pacos (alpaca) is the source of this 3011-nucleotide messenger RNA. RefSeq names its product coiled-coil domain containing 87 (gene CCDC87). Lineage: Eukaryota; Metazoa; Chordata; Mammalia; Artiodactyla; Camelidae. The record is from RefSeq and is a predicted model, not a curated record.